Messenger RNA from Cladocopium goreaui, 6690 nucleotides. The record is from the annotation of a GenBank genome assembly. NCBI's taxonomy places the organism in Eukaryota, Dinophyceae, Suessiales, Symbiodiniaceae.
AUGAUUUGCCGUGAUGUCUUUCUGAGUUCUGAGCUGUUGAUGUGGAGAGGAGCUGACCCGCCCCGAAAGCUUCUGGACUUUGCUCAGCAGCUCUCCGUUUUUGAGCCUGAGAAGAAGGCUGUUGCCAAAAAAGCCAAGGUUGAGAAGGCACACGCAUGUUCAGUGUUCAAGGUGAGCAGCUCACAACAGCCACGUUGCCAAAAGGCCGUGAAGCCAAAGAGUGCUGUAGAGGAGACAGCAGAGGUGGUGAAAGAAGUUCCGCAGUCCAUGCCCCAGAGGCCCCGGGCGGCCAGGGCUCCACGUGCGCGGCGUGGACCUGUGCCCCAGCCCUUCGCGGCGCCGGAGGUACCGCAACCAGCUCUUCCGCAGCCCGAGGAGCAAUACUCAGACUGGAUGAAGUACUACAGGGAAUGCGCUGAGCUUGUACUUCGAGCAAUGCGAGAGGAAUUGUGCAGAACAGGCUGGCGUGGAGCUGCCAAGGAGAGCUGGCAUUGGACAGGCACCAAGCGCACCAGCAGCUCCAGCAAGGGCACAGGCGCCAUCCUCGCCUUUCCAUGCCGGAAAGGCCAUGUUCGCCAGUUGCGAAGCAGCGAUCAAUUGGAACUGUCCGAACUGUCCAUUUUGAUCUGCUCCAGACAACUGUGCUCUCGCAUUGGCUAUCCUGUCCCUUGCAUUGCUCUGCUUCCUGUCUUCCUUGGCUUGUCGCUGGCAUUUCCAUUGGAUUUCUGCUUGGACUUGGACUUUUCCUCUCCCUUGCUUUCCAUUGGACUUCUGCAAGACGUCCUUCAGUUGAUAUCUAGCUUGGAACGUCUUACCUUGGCAGUGAGAGGAUCAGGGCUUGGUGUGGUUGGAGGACUGGAAGAUUGGGAGUUGGUCGAAGCUGACUACCAAGGGCCUGGGUACGGUGCAGUCAGGAACUUUGAGGUUGAGAGUGGGCCUCCUGAUACACCUGCUUCCUUACUUGAGUUGGGAAAGAAAUUGAUCUCUUCAAAGACGGACGGCCAGUUCCGCAUCCGCAGGGCGUUCACAGCAGGGUUUUGGGCCAAGAUCUCUUUGCUUUGUGAAGUUGCUCUCUCUGGGCCAGAACCUAUUCCUUUGAGGGACACUCAAUUCCUUGUCCUGCGUGCUGUUGGGCUUGAUCAGCCAGUGCGUGUCCUGAAGAUCGAGGAGAGAGAUCAGUUUGUUGGUGGUGAUCCAAGAGCUUUGCACUACGGUUUCCCCUCCCUUGCGGAGGUGCAAGCGUUCUGUUGCGGAGCGGGCAUCAGCGUUCCAGCUCUUUACAAAUGCAGAAGCAGCGGAUCAGGCCUUUUUGCAGCUGAUGAGGGGCAUCAAACAGGUGAGUCGUUGAUUGGGCCCGGUGACACCUUCAACGCUUCGCUCUACGAGGAUACCGAUGAAGGCUUGGUGGCCAUUGGUCUUGAGGGCGUGGUGCAGGUUUUUGAUGCAGCUGACGCUCUUCUUCAACAGAUCAGAGAAUAUGACCCUGUGACUGACUCCACUGAGCCUAUCAGACCUUUCCAUGUGACUUCUCCCCAUACCUUUCCUCAUGGUGAUGUUUUCCUGUCACGAGUGCAAGAAUGGAUGAGAACUUUGGCCUUUGGAGGUAGCCUUUUUUGCUCAGCUCAAGAAGACCUGAGUCCUCCAAAGGUGCCUGGUGCUCCGGUUGCGGACACAAAAAAGGCUGCUGCUCCAAAGCGUGUUACGCAAGCUGCCGUCAUGGAAAAGAUCGAUGUCCUUGUCAACCAGAUGCAAGUCCUCAUGGCUCGGCAGGAUCAGUUGGAAAGCCAGUCAAGGGGGUAUACUGCAAACGAUGUAUCAGGGCAGCAGGCUGUCUCCGCCCGAGCUUUGCCUGCGGUCUCUGCAGGUCUGGAGCCUGCAGCGGCUCUGCCUCUGGGCAUGAGUUAUGUUCAGAAGGCCGUCUCUUUGGCGGGACCUCCUCCUCGACACAAGGAGGCAAAAGCAUCUGCGAGAGGCCUUGUGGAACAGGAGCAAGGCCAAAGUCCUGUAGCAGGAGACAGAGGAGGGCAUGGUGGUUCCAGCUUGGAGGCUGCCUUGGUGGAACAAAGUACGGCUUUGACUUCACUGGUCGCUCACUUGGCCGCCCAUACUGCCGACGGCAUGUCAGACUUGAACUUGAGCAGCUCCUCUUCCCAGACAUCUGGCACACGUGGGGUCUUACGGAGGGAGAAGAUGCAAAGCGAUUUGGCAGCCCGCAGUGGGAAUUUCUACCUACAGCUGAUGCAGCAGAUGCAUCGACGUCUGCACCCAGGGAAGCCUGUCCCUCAGAACCUGAGCGAGUUGCAAAGCCUUUCUAUGCUGCAGUAUCUGGAGCGACAAGGUGGGUUCCGUCAUCAGAGAGAGACAGGCCUUGUACUUUGGUUGAUGGGGCAUGUUGUAGAUGCAAUCAAUGCGGAGGACUGGGCUGGGGUGAGAGAGUUGGUUGCCCUCACUGUUGUGUCCCUGGAGCAGUCAGCAAUAGACCAGGGGGACUGGUCCCUGGCCUUCCUCCUUUCCCUGGUGGCAGAGCCUCCUGUUCAGAUGUUCCAGGAUCGGAUGGUUUCCAUGUCUCCACAUGGCCGGCCGUUCGCGCCGUUGUGCCCUGCCUCUUGGGCGGCAACCACAUUGGCCUAUCUCAAAGACAUGGAGACUCUGACAUCGAAGAAAUCAGAAGUGGCGUCGAAGCCAAAAGCGAAUGCAAAUCAGACAGCAGCGCCUGGGGCUGGGGAGACGGCUUCUCCCAAGAGGAAGACGCGCUAUCCGAAGAAGGUGAAGGCAGCCGAAGAUGCCCCGAGCUACUUCUUCUUCAUCCAGGAGGAAUCGACUUGUCAGACAGGUCAUGACGUCCCGUUGGAUGAUACUGGCAUUGAUGGUUUGGAGCCUUACAGAAGCUUGGAUGUUGCAAGGCUGAAGGUGGUAGGGAGAGGUCACUUUGACGCAACUCCUUUUCUCGAUGAUGACCUUUCCAUGGCCUAUAGGUUUCCAGAUGUUCUGCAGUAUGACUUGUCUGGUGUUGACCUUAGUGCCUUUCACCUAAAGCGUGAUCCUGCUUGCGAAGUUGCCAAACUUGCCAGACUUUGGGAUGCAAAAGGGUUGCUUUUUCUUCACAAGACUGACCUUGAAAACGAGGCACCUCAUGAGCUUACGAGGAUCUUCAACUGCCUGAAAGACUCUGUGUGGGAUCGCCAGAUAGGUGAUCGGCGAGGCAGGAACUUCACUGAGGGGAGGCUGCAGUCUGCAUCGAAGACUCUUCCGAAUGGGCCUGAUUUUUUGGAGCUUUAUGUGCAACCGAAGCAACAGCGGCUGUCUAUUUCGGUGACUGACAGACGUGAUUUUUACCACCAGUUUUGGUCAUCAGAUGCUCGUGCGGUUUCAAACAGCAUAGGCCCUGCUUUGCCUUUUUCCUUGGUGAGGGAUUUGGAUGCAGCAAAGACUCUAGCGUUGGGGGAGAAACUCAAGAAGAAGCAGCCUCGCGUUUUUCGUGGCGACGGUCUUGGUACAUCACUACGGCAGCGGUUUUCUAGCUUGGAUGACCAAGUACUGGUUUCCUUCAAGUCAAUUUUGCAGGGUGAUCAUCUUGGAGUGGAGCUGGCAACGCAGUCUCAUGCAAACUUGCUACGUGAUUUUGGCUUGCUCUCACCUGGCGUUAGGAUGGUCUCUGAUCGCCCUUUGCCUUCUCUUAUGGAUGUUCAUGGUCUCUGCAUUGAUGACUUCUUCGCUAUCAGCGUGGAGGACCGGAAAUCAGACCCGCUUGGGGAUAGGUCACUACGUGCGCUGGAGACUGCUAGGCAUGCCUAUGAUGUUUACAAACUUGAGGGCUCCCCACAGAAAGAUGUCUAUGGAGUCGAUGAGGGCAAAGUUGUUGGAGCCUACUUGAACUCUUCAAAAAAGGCUGCUCAGUUGGGUGUUUGCACUGUUGGGGCGCCGCCCGAGAAAAGAUAUGGCCUUUCGGUGAUGUCACUUCAUGUUGCACAGCUUAGCCAUACCUCAGAUAGCCUGCACUUGUGUCUUCUUGGUGGGUGGACUUCAGCUUUGGUUUAUAGACGAGCCCUCAUGGGGAUACUGCAAGAUAGUUUCAAGCUGGUGAAGGCAGACUCCAUCGACGUCAACAAACCUGUCUUGGUGCCACUACCUAGGAAGGUUGCUGAGGAACUUACUCUACUUGCAGUCCUCUCUCCACUUGCCUGCUCAGAACUGAAUGCAGAGUACAUGCCUGAGAUUUUCUGCAGUGAUGCCUCCAUGGAGAAAGGCGCUUUUUGCAGUGCGGCAGUUGAACCUCGCGUUGCUCAGAUGCUUUGGAGAUGUUCCCGUACGAAGGGGGCAUAUACUAGGCUGCAGACCCCUGCAGAACUGGUUUUGCAGCGUUUGGGCAUUCAUGAGGAAGUCUCAGAGGAGGCGGACAGGCAUCUGGUAUCGCCACAAAGGCCUUUAGCUCUGCAGUUUGACUUCGUGGAAGUUUUUGCGGGGUCUGGCCGAGUUACAGCAGCUGUCGCAGCAAGAGGCCUUAAAGUUUGCUGCCCUAUUGACUUGUCUCGCUCCGAUGAGUUCAAUGUAGCAUGGACGCAUGUUGCCUCCUGGCUCCUCUUCAUGGUUUCUGAGAAAAGGGUGAAGAGUUUUAUGGUGGAGCCCCCUUGCACAACCUUUUCCAUCAUGAGAAGACCAGCCUUGCGUGAUGUGGAUUCUCCUUUUGGCUUUCAAGUUGAUGACCCUCAGACAGCUGACGGAAAUACUCUUGCGCACCGCAGUUUUCAGAUGAUGUGGGCUGGGCUGGUGGAAGAAGUCACUGGCAUUUUAGAGACACCCUACACGUCCAAGAUGAAGAAUGUGCCUAGCUGGAAGAGCAUUGAGAGACAUCCCAGUGCUAGUUCUUGCAGGUUGCGCAGACUGCAAAGUGGGAAGUUGUCCAAUCCUGGCCCCAUAGGUCCUGUCGCCUUGGACUUUCCUGACAGAUCAACCUACAGGGUCUCUGCAUAUUCCAUUUCCACCUCUCAGGGUAGUGUCUCUUCCGAGCCUGGUUUUGCUCGACCGGGGUUGGACUUUGGCAUGGAUUUUGAUGCCACCUUGGGCUACCCUGGGGAGGGUCCUGUGGACUUUGCUUUGCACUUCUCCAUUCCCUUCCUCCUCUUUCUCCUGCCUGCCUCACAAAGCCUUUGCGAGUACGGUAGAUGCUUGUACUUUGGGGGCAGACCCUACAACCACUACGCAGAGACUGUCAAUGCCGUCUCUGCUUACAGACCUGCCAUAAGACGCUCCUUGCAAGGCGCUUGGGACCUUGCUUUCGCUUGGGUGCGUGAUGAGAAGCCUACUCAUCACUUGGCCAUGCCCUGGUUUCGGCAAGUUCUCCAUCUGUUCUACCUGGAACUUCGAAAGUUUGUGAUCCUGGAUCCCUGCGUGCGGGAGGUGCCACCUGGCUGCUCCAUAGCUGCGAAGAUGCAGAACUGGUGCGUCGCCGUGGCCGGCGUGGCAGCUCAAGCUCCACUACUACAGGCCCUGCAGGCCUUGCAACUGCUGCAGCAGCAGCAGCAGCUUCAACAACUGCAGAUCCAAUCAGUGCAACAACUGAUUUCAGGCAGCUUGCUGGGUGGUGGCUUGCUGGGGCCAUUGGCUGGUGCUGGCAGCUUCCCAAAUCUCCAAAGCCCUGCGCUAAGUGGACUGAAUAGCGAGACGUUGAUGAAUCUCCUGAUGGCCUGGUACUACUCUGGGUACUACACAGGUCCGUGGCUCUGUUUCGUUGGGACGUCACUGAAGAGACCGGAGGGUUUGCGAGAAGGGUGCCCUGGACAUGUUGUGUUUAAUGCGGGCGCAUCCACCUUAGAAAGCCAACCUGAGUCUGCUGAUGCUAGCUUGACUCCAAGUGUCACACACUUCGGCAUCAAUACGUUGGCUCUGGAAAUUGCCGGCAAACGAAUCUUGAUCGAUCCCCUCCUGGUUGGCAAUUUGGUCUUCUUUGGCCAAAGCUGGGCAUUCCGUGGGAAGCGCCGCGAGACCGCCCAGUCCAUUCGACCGGAGGAGGUCUUGGACAGCUUUGAUGCGAUUGUGAUAACUCAGAGUCUUGAUGAUCAUUGCCACCGUCCAACCCUGGAGAGGAUAGAUCGAAGGAUGCCCAUCAUCUCAAACCCCAGUGCUGCCAAAGCAAUUGAGCAAUUGGGAUUUAGCCCCUCUGUGCUGCAGCCGGGAGAGUCGCUAAUGCUAGGGAAGCUUCGCAUCUCCGCCUUGCCUGGAAGUGUCGUUGGCCCUCCGUGGCAAGAUCCAGAGAAUGGAUACGUUUUCACAGACACUCGACCCGGUGGCUUGUCAAUAGGUACCGAGCCUCAUGGAAACUUGCUUGGACCUGCGCUUGGAACGUCGUUCAAGCGGCUGCCCAGUUCUUCGACUGUGCCACCACUGGAUGCGGUCAUUUUACCCUUGACUUCGCAGCAGAUCUCGGGGUACAGGUUGGUGAAUGGAGUGCAGGAAGCAGCCGACACAUUAGAAGCCCUUGAUCCCGUGCCCCGGUUUUUGCUUCCACUCCGGAAUGCAGAGCUGGAUGCCUCAGGCUUCUUGGCUGAGCAGCUCCAGGAAGACGGCUCUGUAGAGAGUUUCGCCACGUUGCAGCGCAGCAGACCAAAACUGCGCCAUGUGCAACUGCUGGACUUGCAGCCUGGGCAGCUGGUGCAAUUAGAGCUGAGCCCCGCCCAGCAUAGCCCAGCCUGA